Messenger RNA from Salmo salar (Atlantic salmon), 8436 nucleotides. The record is from RefSeq and is a predicted model, not a curated record. NCBI's taxonomy places the organism in Eukaryota, Metazoa, Chordata, Actinopteri, Salmoniformes, Salmonidae.
UCACGCACGGACGCUUGAACCAACGCAGCAGCACAGACCGUUUUUCACAGACUGUUUUCCAGCAAAGUCCCCGCGGUCCCGGAGAAAGGAAGGAAGGAGUAAAGAAAAAAAUAAUGUUUAAAUCCUGACUAAAAAUCGAAUGGAUUGGCGAUCUAUUCUGUGAGAGCUAAUACGAUUAGAGGAGUGUAGUCUUGAUACUGUCAUUGCAGACAUGGCUCUUGGUCGCGGUAUGGCACCUUUCUGUCAGUUCCUCGGGGAGUGUUUCCCCUGUCAGUCCUUCGCCGCUACUGGAAAUGGCGUUGAGAUGCUGCUGAACAAGGAAGACGCAGUGAAGGCAGACGCUGCCAGGGAAUAAACUACUACGAAUAUAUGAUUACCUAUGUUUUUCUUUGGGUUGGAUUCUUAGUAGCGGUGGACAAUACCAUGGUGAAUUACCAGAAAUAUAUUACUGUUAUGCAGCUGGCUCUGGGGGUGACCUCCUACAACAAAGAACAUCAUCUUCCUCCCAGGAAAUCGUUGUGGAUUCACCCCAGCCUCCUCCACCCCGGCAAUCUCCCACACGGCAGAGCCAGCCGGGGUCAAGGCCUAGGUCAGGGACACGGACACGGACACGGUCACGGGCUAGGACACGGGAGCGGCUCGAUCUCUGCAUCAUCGUCUGUGAGCAGCAUACAUCAGGCCAAGCCUUCGCUACGCAGGAUCAAAGGACGCAUCCACAGGAGCAAGAGCCUGGACAGCAUCGACCUGCUGGACUCCAACAGUGCAGCUAUGGAGGAGACCGUCAUAUGGGAACAGCACACUGUAACUCUACACAGGGCACCAGGGUUUGGCUUUGGGAUAGCCAUCUCGGGAGGUCGAGAUAACCCUCAUUUCCAGAGUGGUGAGACCUCCAUCGUCAUCUCCGACGUCCUGAAGGGAGGUCCAGCCGAGGGCCUACUGCAGGAGAAUGACAGAGUCACGAUGGUCAACACUGUCUCCAUGGACAACGUGGAACAUGCAUACGCAGUCCAGCAACUACGGAAAAGUGGCAAGAAUGCUAAAAUUACGAUCAGACGGAAGCGGAAGGUGCAUGUACCCAUGGGUCGGCUGGGGGAGAGGGCGACCAUGUCGGAGCAUGAUGAUGAGGAGGAGGAUGAGGAAGAUAGCUACGACGAGGAGAUAUACGAGACGCGCUCCGCACGCAGCGGCCCCAGCGCCUACAGCGCCGUGGGUGGGGCCUCGGCCCGGCGCAGCGGGAGGAGCGCCGGAAGGCGGGACAAGGACAGAGAGCGGGAACGCAGUGGCUCACGGGAGAGGAGUCUCUCCCCGCGCGCCGACCGGCGCUCGCUCAACCAGCCCCCGCGGCCCGCCAAAGUCACCCUCGUAAAGUCCCGAAAGAAUGAAGCAGAAUAUGGCCUUCGCCUGGCCAGCCACAUCUUCGUGAAGGACAUCUCACCCGAGAGCCUGGCGGCCAGGGACGGAAACAUACAGGAAGGGGACGUAGUACUGAAGAUUAACGGCACGGUGACAGAAAACCUGUCGUUGAUAGAUGCUAAGAAGCUGAUUGAGAGGUCAAAGGGCAAGUUAAAGAUGGUGGUGCAGAGAGACGAGAGAGCUACGCUGCUGAACAUACCAGACCUGGACGACAGCAUCCCAUCAGCCAACGCCUCCGACAGAGACGGUGAGGGACACUACAUAGACAUUUCAGAUAUCCAUUCGGUGGCGUCCGACCAUUCCAACCGAUCCCAUGACAGACAUCGUAGCGGGCGGUCGCGCUCCCCUGAUAGACGGUCUGAACCCUCCGACCACUCCAGACACUCCCCUCCACAGAUCAGCAACGGCAGUCACAGAAGUCGUGAGGAGGAGGAGAGGAUCUCGAAGCCGACAGCGGUGCCACCCAAGCUAGCAGAAGAGGCUCCUGCCCUGCCCAAACCCCUGGAGAAGUCUGUCACCAGGGAGGAGAAACCGGUCCCUCCUCUACCAGAACCCAAGCCAGUAUAUGCCCAGCCAGGCCAGCCUGAUGUGGACCUGCCAGUCAGCCCCGCUGAUGCCCCUGUGCCCAGCGCUGCUCAUGAUGACAGCAUCCUACGGCCGAGUAUGAAGCUGGUGAAGUUUAAGAAGGGGGAGAGUGUGGGUCUGAGGCUGGCAGGGGGGAACGAUGUGGGCAUCUUUGUAGCAGGAGUCCUGGAGGAUAGCCCAGCAGCUAAGGAGGGUCUGGAGGAGGGGGACCAAAUUCUCAGGGUUAAUAAUGUGGAUUUUGCUAAUAUAAUCCGAGAAGAGGCGGUGCUGUUCCUCCUUGACCUCCCUAAAGGUGAAGAGGUCACCAUCCUGGCCCAGAAGAAGAAGGAUGUGUACCGGCGAAUCGUGGAGUCUGAUGUGGGCGACUCGUUCUACAUCCGGACCCACUUUGAGUAUGAGAAGGAGUCUCCGUACGGCCUGAGCUUCAACAAGGGAGAGGUGUUCAGAGUGGUGGACACCCUGUACAACGGCAAGCUGGGCUCCUGGCUGGCCAUCCGCAUCGGGAAGAACCACCAGGAGGUGGAGAGAGGCAUUAUACCUAACAAGAACAGAGCGGAGCAGCUGUCCAGCAUGCAGUACACCCUCCCUAAGACAGCAGGGGGCGACAGGGCAGACUUCUGGAGGUUCAGGGGCCUGAGGAGCUCCAAAAGGAACCUGAGGAAAAGCAGAGAGGACCUGUCGGCCCAGCCCGUACAGACCAAGUUUCCCGCUUACGAGAGGGUGGUGCUGAGAGAGGCUGGUUUCCUCAGACCUGUGGUGGUAUUUGGACCCAUCGCAGACGUGGCACGUGAGAAAAUCUCCCGGGAGGAGCCUGAUCUGUUUGAACUUGCAAAGAGUGAACCUAGAGACGCAGGUACAGACCAGCGUAGUUCAGGAAUCAUCCGUCUCCACACCAUCAAGCAGAUCAUCGACAGAGAUAAACAUGCAGUCCUGGACAUCACCCCCAACGCGGUGGAUCGUCUGAACUACGCCCAGUGGUAUCCCAUCGUGGUGUUCCUCAACCCGGACAGCAAGCAGGGGGUCAAGAACAUGAGAACCAGGCUCUGUUCUGAGUCCAGGAAGUCAGCCCGGAAACUCUACGAGAGAGCCUUGAAAUUAAGGAAGAACAACCACCAUCUCUUCACCACUACCAUCAACAUGAACAACAUGAACGAUGGCUGGUACGGAGCUCUGAAGGAGACGAUCCAGCAGCAACAGAACCAGUUGGUCUGGGUGUCAGAGGGCAAGGCGGACGGUGCGCCGGACGAUGACCUUGACAUCCAUGAUGACCGUCUGUCAUAUCUGUCAGCCCCGGGCAGUGAGUACUCCAUGUACAGCACGGACAGCCGCCACACUUCUGACUACGAGGACACGGACACAGAGGGCGGGGCCUACACUGACCAGGAACUAGACGAGACGCUCAAUGACGAGGUUGGCCUGCCCACAGAGCCAGCCAUCACCCGCUCCUCAGAGCCAGUCAGAGAGGAUCCGCCAGUCAUCCAGGACCCCUCGUCUGGUGGUUACUCUGGAUACCAGCAUGACCCGGCCAACUGCAUCGACCCGUCCGGGUUCAAGAUAUCCGCCACUCCUCAGCAGCAAGAUGAUGCUGCUCUGGCUAUUCCUUCCUCUCUGCUGGCUGCGGCGGUGGCGCCCCCUGCUGUUGAGGUUGAGUCACAGCAGCCUGUGCUGCAGCUAGAGGGUAUGACCCCUGACCUGGAGGAGGAGGCUCCAGUUGCAGCUCCUCAGGCUGCAGACUCACUUCUUAGCAGCCCCAGUCCCGCCCCUACUGAGCUAGCCCUGCCCCCAGCACCACCAUCACUCGAACCCCAACACCUGUCUCAAUCGCAGCUCGGCCCUGGUCCUGAACCCAAGAUGUACAAGAAGGAUCUGUACAGUCUGGAGGAACCAGUGAGAGUGAACCACAGCGGCAUGAAGUCAUCUCUGAGCUACACCCAGCAGCCCUACCAGGACAAACAGCCAUACCGCCAGUAUGACCACCCGCAUUAUGCCUUCUGUAGCGACAGGGGCGGCUACGCCGAACCAAAGCCUCACCAGGGGAACUUUGACUCUCACCUGCACUACGACAACCGUGUGCCUCAGAACUACGAUGAUGGCCGGUGGCCCCCCUACGACCAGCAGACCUCUUCUCCCCAGCCCCCGGGGUACCAGCCUGGCCCGGUCCACCAGCAGGGUUACACCCCCAGGGGGACCACCCCCUAUGAGGACGGCCCCGUCAGGGACUACAGCCCCCCACAACCCCGCUACGAUGAGGCACCGGCGGGGAUGCAGGGCUACGAUGGCAAGCCUCGUCACGGUAAACCUCCAGGGCCAAUGCGGUAUGAUGAACCGUCUCUCCCGCCCUCGGCUGGCCCUUACGACGCCUGCUCUCCCUACGAGCCCGAGCCCCCUCACGGCUACUGCCUCAGCUCUCCCCGCUCCCCGGACCCCCCCAAGCAGUAUUACGGAGACUCUGCUCCUGGCCUGAGACCCUCCUAUAACCCGGUGCCUCCCAACCGGGGCGGCGGCUACAACCGUGAACCUCUAAUGACCUCUGACCCGCCCCUUCCUCCUCACAAACCUGAGCCCUUGGCCUCCCCGGGAGAGAUGGGGGUAAACGCGGGGUCCAAACCCCUCCCUCCACCGCCCCGGGGGGAGGAGGAAAGGGACGACCCAGCCAUGAAGCCCCAGUCGGUGCUCAACAGGGUCAAGAUGUUUGAGAAUAAGAGGUCAGUGUCUGUGGACCGGGCCAAGGAGGCUGGCGACUCCACCGUGAUGAGGCCUGCGGACCUGCCCAGACCUAUGACUGCACCUGGCCCUGUCCCCAAAGCCAACUCCCUCAGCAACCUGGAGCAGGAGAAACCUACUUCCAGAGCCCCUGAGCCCCAGAAUCCCCCUGGGUCUAAACCCCUGGAUGACGUGGCCCACUCCUCCAACCACUACGAUGCUGAUGAGGAUGAGGAGUAUUACAGGAAGCAGCUGUCCUACUUUGACCGGCGCAGCUUCGACAGCAAGGCCAUGAACCCCACCCCCGGGAUCAACCGCUUCCCACCACAGACCCAGCUAGCUUACCCUUACAACAGGACGGAGUCUGUGGAGAAGGUGAGUCCGGUAGAGAGGUACGAUCCGCUCCCCCAGAUCAGUCCUGUCUCCCAAUACGGACCCCCCAGCCCUGCCGUACCACCCAACAGCCUGCCCAAACUCACCACCAAUGAUGUGAACUCACAGCCCGACCAGCUCCUCAGCGCCUCUCCCAAACACGAUCUCUCCGGCCUUCGCCCCUCUACCCUCCAGGAUCUCCCUUCCCAGCCCUACCUGGCCCAGAGGUCCCCAGUGGGGGUCAACGGCACCGACGCACCCCCAAAAACCCCUGGAACCACCCCCGCCCCACAAAGCUACAACCGAUACGUCCCUAAGCCGUACACCUCCUCGGCCCGGCCCUUCGAGAGGAAGUUUGAGAGCCCCAAGUUCAACCACAACCUCCUCCCCAACGACCUCCUGAUCAGUAGCAGCAACCCCAAACCCAGUGUGGUCAACAACAACAGCAGGACCAAGCCUCCGCUGUCUCCUCAGGCCCUGGACCACGACAGUGGGCUGGACACGUUCACACGCACCAUGGACAACAGGGGGCCCAAGUACCAGCAGCACAACAACCUAGUCAACAAUGCUGUUCCCAAGGCCAUACCUGUCAGUGUUCUGGGGGAUGAUGAGGAGGAUGAAGGUCACACAGUGGUGGCCACGGCCCGGGGGAUCUUUAACUGUAACGGCGGGGUGCUGAGCUCCAUUGAGACGGGAGUCAGCAUCAUCAUCCCCCAGGGAGCCAUCCCCGACAGCGUAGAACAGGAGAUCUACUUCAAGGUCUGCAGGGACAACAGCAUCCUGCCCCCCCUGGACAAGGAGAAAGGAGAGACCCUGCUCAGCCCUCUGGUGAUGUGUGGCCCUCACGGCCUCAAGUUCCUGAAGCCGGUGGAGCUGCGGCUACCUCACUGUGCGUCUAUGACCCCCGAUGGCUGGUCUUUUGCUCUAAAAUCCUCCGACUCCUCGUCGGGUGACUCCAAGACAUGGCAGAACAAGUCUCUCCCAGGAGACCCCAACUACCUGGUGGGAGCCAACUGUGUGUCUGUGCUCAUUGACCACUUCUGAACAUAGAGGGAGACAGCUGGCCUGUUACUGAAUGUGUUAGAGCAGGGGGCAGCCACAGACUGAAACGUUGCCCUCCUCUCCUGCUGCUGUGACCACCUUGCCCCGUUGUCCACCUCCCAGGCAGCAGGGGGCAGCACUGCUUGACUUGAUGAAGCACGAACUUGAUUCUUGAAUAUUGAACAUUGAUGCGUUGUUUACUGCGCCCCCCCCCCCAAAAAAAAUUAACUCAGCAAGGUAGGAGGCCCAUUGAAGUGGGAGGAGUCUCAACGUAGCAUCCUAUCCCAGUGCUGUGCUCUCCCCCCCCCCCUCCCCCUCUCCCCCCUCCUCCUUUUUUUGGUGCUUUAACUAAAGGCUUGCAAAAAAUAAAAACUUUUAAAAACUAAAAUAUAUUAUAUUUAAAAAAUUGAGCUGUUGGAAUGCAUGAACAGUACCACAGACUGACUGAAGAAUAAUCUCAUUUUGACAUUUUUAGCCAUUUUUUUUUUUUAAACCAAGUCUGCGCAAAUUGCAAGAAAAAUAACAUUUUUGAAAAAAUUCUAGAUAAGGAGAAUUCUUGAGGAAAAAAAAUCAUUUGAAUAUUGCAACGGAAAUUUUCCAAUUUAAUGUAUGCACUCACAAACAAAAAAGUCGAUAUAUGCAAAAACGUUUUUUGUUUGUGAGGUUGUCUGUGGUCAUGCGUUUCUCUCUUGAAGGAUAGCUAAGGAUUUGCAGAUGAUCUCAUCUCAACAAGGGUUAUGAAGGAAGAUUGGAGAUUAAGUACUGUAGGCGUCAUUUAUGAAGGUAUAAUACUGAAGACUGAAGGUAAAGUAUUGGCAUUGGAUGCCCCUGUUUGGUUGGUCAAAUGGGAUUUCUCUCCAUGUUUAGAAGAAGUGAAUAUUUUGUAGUUAUGUUUUACCGUAGAUACAUGUAACUGACUUGAUUUGACAAACUCCUGCAGCUGUCUACAUCUCUAUGCAUGUGCUAUGACUCAGGUCCAGAAGCCUGCUUACUACUAAGUUCAAACACAUUAAAAGUCCCAUCUUACACUGCAAGCAGUGCUGCCUUAUAUGCAUAGUAACUUUUUUUUUCAGUAUAAAGACUUACUUAAAAACAGAUAUUUUUAAGUUGUAGUGAUUGAUCAAUUAUGGAAGUAAAAAAAAAAAGUAGCAUUUCUCUGCAUUUUCAACCCAUUAUAUCAGUGAACUUGGAUUUAGCAUACCAUAAUAUUUGAGGCUGAUUGAAGCGGUAAUGCUUUCUUUUCCUGCUAUGCAUAUUGAAGUUUGAGAAAAUACUAAACAAAAACAUGUUUAAAUUGUGGCUGUACAUAAUGCUAGCAUAUGGCCUUGGUUCGCUGUAAAUUAACUUUUCUACAUUUGUUAUUUUGUAUAAAAGUUUUUUUUAAAAAGCGAGAGAAAGUGAUGAUUUAAUUGGUUGUGUUUGUAUUCUGGUUAUACAUACCUACCGUGAGCCUUGGAACUGACCUACAGUAAGCAGUAAUAAAAUCCAACUUUUCUACCAUCAUACAUACCCACACAACACUACUACUUAAAAGGAAUUUCUAACAAUCAGAAAUAACAUUUUUUUUCUUAUUUACAAAAAAAAAAAUAGAAAAAGUGCUUGUUUUAAAUCAUUUUAAAAGAUCUGUACUUGAGGGGAGCUGCUUUAAGGAGCCGGUCCCUCUCCAUUUGUGAUGCUGAAAGCUCCGUUCUACUGAAAUGUAUUUUUGUACUAAUAGACUAUUUAUUAUGGCAUAUACGUACUAUUUUAUUUUGAUAUGAUGAUAACACACUAGUUUUCUUUUUCCUGUGUGGCUGACAUUAUUUAUUUGAGUUUUAUUUACGUUAAAUGUUUUGUUCUUUGCAACACAUUUCUAAGUAUAACACUGUAUUAAUACAUAAAAUAAUUUUAAAAGUAGUGCUUGGUUUGAGACUUCAAUCGUGAGAAGAGAGUACAUUAUUGAGUAGGAUGCUUCUAAUACACACUGAUCUGACUGUAGGUGUGUCUCGCUUAACAGAUUGGUGUGUAUAUUUUUCAGCUUGCUAAUCUUUGGAUGCAAAUGCAUGUCUGGAGAUCCAUUACAGUAAUAAGAUAUUUCAAUCAUCUACAAUUCAUGUUGCAAUUCCUUUCGGUCUCCAAGCCUUUUACUCGUGGCGUCAAGUGUCUCAUAUGGUGAAUGAAUGGUGUACAAAGGUUACAGAUUGUCUGGUGUCUUCUCACUCUCAAUGAUCUCAUCAGGGUCCAAAAGGGGAUAAACUAUACUGAGCGAAAAUAUAAACAACAUGUAAAAGUGUUGGUCCUAUGUUUUUCAUGAGCUGAAAUAAAAAUGAUCCCAGAAAUGUU